This is a messenger RNA of Aaosphaeria arxii CBS 175.79, 1080 nucleotides long. Its product is annotated as ubiquitin fusion degradation protein-like protein 1. Gene Ontology annotation, molecular function: polyubiquitin modification-dependent protein binding. Gene Ontology annotation, cellular component: VCP-NPL4-UFD1 AAA ATPase complex. The record is from RefSeq and is a predicted model, not a curated record. Lineage: Eukaryota; Fungi; Ascomycota; Dothideomycetes; Pleosporales. The coding region runs from base 1 to 1080 and encodes 359 amino acids. The transcript has 2 exons.
AUGUUCAAUCCCAACUUCUACGACGAGGAAGACCCGAUGGCGAUGUAUCAGCAGGCCAUGCUUCGACGCGGCGGAGCAGCGCGUAAAUUCGACGAGUACUUCAGAUGCUACCCAGUUGCGAUGCUUCCAGGCCCGGAACGAGAAGAGGCAAACCACGGCGGCAAAGUGUUUCUACCACCCAGUGCUUUGGACAAGCUCACAAGACUCCACAUCACAUACCCCAUGCUCUUCGAGCUUAUAAAUGGAUCGAAGGAAACGAAAACACACGCUGGUGUGCUGGAGUUCAUUGCUGAGGAGGGCAAGAUCUAUUUGCCGUACUGGCUGAUGCAGACACUCGGUGUUGAACCGGGUGACCUGCUGCAAGUCAAAUCCACCGAUCUUCCCCUCGGAACCUUCAUCAAGCUGCAGCCUCAAGAUUCUUCAUUCCUUGAGAUCUCAGACCCAAAAGCAGUCCUAGAGAACGCUUUCCGGAACUUCUCUUGUCUCACAAAGGGGGACAUAUUCACAUUCGCCUAUAACGACAACGUGUACAGCAUCGCUGUUCUGGAGACGAAACCACAACAUUCGAGCAAUGCCAUCUGCACAUUAGAAACAGAUCUGUCGGUCGACUUCGCACCACCAGUAGGAUACGAGGAACCAAAGCGUACAAGCGGCACAAGCACACCGAGGAGUGGCAAGGGUGUAAUGACAGGAAAGGGCGGAACUCUUCACUCACAUGGAACCAUGGCACAAGCGAUCAACUACUCAGCCAUCGCACCUUCAGCGACGUCGGCGGCCGCUGGCGCCAACGCAGCCUCGUCACAUUUCCAAACGACCGGUCACAAGCUGAGCUCUAAGAAGGGCAGCAAAGCGCCGACGCCUCAAGCCUCAACACCUGUUGCUGGACAAUCGACAAACGCACCUCCGCGCACCGUACGUCGGACAAAUGGCCCGCAACCAUUGAGGCUGGCACCUGGAAAGCUAUUUUUCGGUUACGAGAUCAAGCCAGUGAAGGGCAAGGAUGGUGAAAAUGAGAAGGAUGAACCUAAGCAUUUCGAAGGACAAGGGCAAUCUCUACGGAAGAAGAAAGGAGAUAAAUGA